Macrobrachium nipponense is the source of this 7657-nucleotide messenger RNA. RefSeq names its product mediator of RNA polymerase II transcription subunit 12-like protein (gene kto). Gene Ontology annotation, molecular function: transcription coregulator activity. The record is from RefSeq and is a predicted model, not a curated record. NCBI's taxonomy places the organism in Eukaryota, Metazoa, Arthropoda, Malacostraca, Decapoda, Palaemonidae. Gene Ontology annotation, cellular component: mediator complex. Gene Ontology annotation, biological process: regulation of transcription by RNA polymerase II.
AACCCAAAUCACCCCCCACGGCACCAGGUCCAGGGAGGACCUCAGUUCAGUGUUUACUGUUACAUCAAGAGCAGUGAAGAGAAGAAGCCUCGAUCUUGUGUCUUGUGUACGUUGGUCGCAGGACACAUCAACUUCACAAAGAAAACAGACGACUCUACUCGAACAAAUGAAGGGAUUGCAAGUCCGUGAUUAGUACAAAAUGAUGCCAGUGCCGUCGGCCGAAAAGCGGCCUCUAAAACGGCAGAAAAUCGGCCCACCUGAUGUUUAUCCACAAGACGCCAAACAGAAAGAGGAUGAGCUUGAUGAUGUUAGUGUUAAACAAGGGUUUGUACAUAGACCUCAGAUUCAGGAUGAAUAUGGCAGUGCUCAAAAUACAUCCAUUACUUCUGCAAAGGUGGCUAAUUAUUUUAAUGCAAUCCUCAAGAAGAAAGCCGAAUCUAAUCAGUUACCAGAUACUGCUAGAAAAAAGCAGCAGAUAAAUAUAAAAGACAAUUUUUGGCUUGUAACUCCAAGAUCGAAAACUGCUAUAGAAGCUUGGUUUAAAGACCUUGCUGGUUCCAAGCCUCUUACUUCACUUGCUAAGAAGAUUCCAAUCUUCAGUAAAAGAGAAGACAUGUUCCUAACAUUGUGUGAAUACAGUGUUCCAUUCCUACGUGCAACUUGGUUCAUUAAGAUGACUUCUGCUUAUCAUGAAUCAAAAGUAGCUGAAUCAAAGAUAAAAAAACGUCAGCAACCUGAUAUAGCUCAAGAAUGGACACAGACAUUAACUCGACUUCUUCGAGAACAACAUAAUAAGAUUGCCGAGAUGUACCUUGGGAAUACCAAUUCAGCUUCAGCCACCCCUUCAGCAGGUUCAACACCAAAUGCCAACAUUCCUUCAGGUUCUAUGACACCAAAUAGUGCUACAUCUGCAGGAGUCACUUCCACAACCCAGCCACCCCAGUCUUCUCCUCAUAAUCAAGGAAUGUCAGGGUCUGGUGGUGGGCUUGUAAGUGGUGGAGCCCCUGGCCAAACAACUACAGCACAGCAAACUCAGUUGCGUUACUGGAAUUAUUGUCUUCAGCUUGCCCAUUUCAUGUACCAGGAGGGUCUCCUAGAUCGUCAAGAAUUUCUUGAGUGGGUUGUUGAAGCCUUUGUACGGUGGCGGGGUGCAGAACAUGAUGUUGUCCUUCGUGUAGUAUUAGCGUUACCUCUUCAGUAUCUUGAUGAAAUAACACAGUCAGAAUACCUUUCACGCAAGUUGUCCUAUUACUCGGCUUCUAAGUUAGCUCAGCUUUGUCAUGACUCAGGAUAUUCAUCUCCACGUCCACAGUCACCAGUCAACCAGCCAACUACAGGAUUGGCGGUAAAUGGUCAAGGGUCAAGUGGAACCCAGUCUGCGAGUGCAAACAUUAAUCCUUUAGCAGCAACCUUUCAGGAACUUUUAGCUUGUCAUCAGCAUCGGCCUAUUGUAUUGGCAACAUCAUGUUUCAUACAGGCCAUUACCCUUGAUUGUCCUACUGCAAUGGUUUGGAACAGUGCUGGUGAAGGAAAGCCAACUUCUUGGUUGACAGGGUCUCCAUUAGACCUUCUUCCAUGUGCACCUUCUGAUCUACCAAUGCCUCCAAGAUAUAAUAACCAGCAUAUAAGGUCAAUGCUGAUUUCAUUUCACUUAGAAGGAGAAAUGUCUCAACUACGAUCAAUGGAGGAUCAUAUUCGCCAAAGGAGUAGAGCUGCAGAAAACAGGUGGUCUUUAGAUAAAUACACAGUCAAUGUCACAGGUAGUGUCAAUUAUCAGUCUGUCCAAGUUGAUAAGUCAUCUGCCAUAGCGGACGGUCCCCUUAAUGGAGGAAGCUACAAAGUAUUGCAGAAAGGAUCGACUAUAAAUCGAGUACUGGGAGCCCUUGAUGCCUUAGAUCGUCAUUGCUUUGACAGAGUGGACUCAACCAAUUCUUUAGAUACUCUCUACACCAAAAUUUUUGGAUCAUCCAAAGAACCAGCCAAUGAGAAUCCAAGCAGCAACAGUAGCGUGGGAAGCAAUGCAGGUCCUGGAAAUGCAAACAACAACAGUAACCAGAACAACAACAACAGUGAUGAAUCAAUUGUUCGCACGUUAUGUGAAUGGGCUGUAUCUGUACAGAGAUCAGGAGAGCACAGAGCAUUGGUGGUAGCUCGAUUGCUGGAGAAAAGGCAGAAUGCAUUGAUGUCAGUUGAUAAUGAUCUUCCAGAUGAAAAAGAUUCAGUUACCUCAAACCAGAUGGUUGCUCCAAGUGGUUGUGUUUUCCAGAACCUACUCCUAAAGUUCUUGGAUGUUCAGGCUCCAGUUUAUGAUGAAAAUGCUUUGUCUGUGAGGUCGCAAGAAUUUGGUAAUCUCGUUCUCUUGUUUUCUGAGUUGAUUCGACAAGAUGUUUUUAGCCAUGAUGCAUACAUGUGUACACUUAUAUCUCGUGGAGACUUAGCUGCAGGCACACCUGACCUAAAAGCUGACUUAUCAUUUGGAGAAAAGAAGGAGGAGGGAACAGAUAAUAUUGAUGAUGACCUCGGCAAGAUUCUCCAAAAGAUAGCAGUGAACACAAGUUUAGAGGAAUCAGGAGCUGGAGGCCGUGGUGAAUUAGGAAGUGAGGGAAAACAAAGGCCCCCAAGGCAUUUGGUAUAUGCCCAGCAUUUUCCCCUUCCUCAAGAUGAUGCCUACAUGCAUGAGAUAAAUCAGAGAUAUGUACUGCUGUAUGGUGUAGGCAAAGCACGGGAUGAAGCAAGAGCAGCGGUAAAGAAACUAACAAAGGAAAUAUGCAAACUUUUCAGCAAGAAGUGUAGCAUUGACAUUGCAGAUGGAGGUAAAGUGAAGAAGUCUUCAAGAGGUGAAUUCAAUUUUGAAAAUAUCAUGAGCAGGUUUUGCACUUUAUCCUACUUUGACCAGCACCACAUCACAAGCACUGUUGCAUCUCAGGUUUUGGAAAUGCUGUCAGGUUGCGGCUCUGGAAUGUCCAAUUAUCUCCCAACUCAUGACCAUAUUGCAUUUUUGAUGGACUUGAUGGAAGUGGCACUGAAUGUACAUGGCUUAAUUGAACUUUGUAUACAGAUCAUCAAAGAAAUAAGUGAAAUAGAGGCACAAUUAGUAGAACGUGGCUGUUUGGCUGGCUGGUAUUGUCCAACGCUAUUGCUUCAUGUUGUUGGUGUUCUUCGUAAAUAUCACUGUUGUCUAUUAGUGACUCAAGAACAGACUUCUGCUGCAUUUGAAAGCCUUUGCCGUCUUGCUAAAGCUAAUCCUGCCGAUUGCUCUUCACCAGAAAGGGUUAUUUUUGCAUAUCUCCAUGAGUUGUAUGGAUCCUGCUCAUUUUUAAAGUCCAAGUACCAUGAACUGUUUUCGGUUAUGAAUCCAAAGAUCAAGCAAGCAAUUUUUUCCAGUAUUAACCCUGGCCAGGGUACUUACCGUUGGUCAUUGCAGUUUAUGGAUGACUACAUAAAAAAUCCUAAACUUAAGGUUGACCCCAGUAUCUUCAAGCAGUUGGCAGACCCAGCAAAUCGUUAUAGUUUUGUAUGUAAUGCAAUUAUUGAUGCAUGUUCAGCAAAUACUUCAAAUGAAAAGCUUAAUGACAUGGCCAUCCUUUGUGCUGAAUUAACUUCUUCGUGCAAUGCCCUGUCCGGAGAGUGGCUAGGAGUUUUGAAUGCAUUGUGCUGCUCAUCCAAGGAUAGCCCAGGUUACAUAGAUGUGUUGGGUCAAGUGGGUCUUCGAGAUUCAUGCAGCCCAACAAUUCAUAGCUCUCUAGCAGUUUUCACCACCAUUCUCAUUGCACGUCAUUGCUUUACGCUUCCAGAAUUUUUGAAGUGUGUAGCACUACCUUCACUUGUUGAGGCUUGGAAUACUGGUGAAGGAAAUCCUGAAGCAGAACCUGGCGCUCGUCUGACAUGCCAUUUGUUGUUACGAAUUUUCAAAAGUGUUGAUACGCCACAUCCCUCUCAGUAUUCUGCUGGAUCAUCGCAAAGUGUACCAACAAGCAUGUCGCAACGCAGUAUUCGUUUGAGUUGUGACCGUCAUCUUUUAGCAGCAGCUCACACUUUUAUUACUCUUACUCCAGUUUUAGCAGUUUUAAAGGCUAUGUUGAUUGUUAGUGAUGUCUUGAGUGGACAGAGCAAGAGCCAGGCAUCUAUUUCUGACAUCCUUGGAACAUCUGACAUGGGCAGUGGCUCUAAUGACUCAGAUAUGAUGGGGAAAGAUGCUGAUAAAGCAUCGCUAGCCGACUUUGCUCGAUAUGCAUUGCGUCAGAUAUGUUCUCAGGAAUGGGUAAGAGAGCGAUGUUUGAAAAUUCCGGAGGAGCUGUGUAGUGCCGAGAAUCUACUUGAUAGUACACUCACACCCCGACAGGCUCAACGUUUACUACAUCAGAUCUGUCAUCCAGACUCCCCAAAUACACAUAAUGACACUUCACAAGAUCAGCGAACUGUCAUUUCUCACAUACUUCAAGAUCUAGAUGAGUGGACACUUCGCAUUUCAUGGUUAGAUCUGCACCUUAUGUAUGAACAGCAGCGCACUCAGCCUCAGGAACUAAAUGCUUGGCUUGACAAUGUUGCUCAGGCAGCCAUUGAAGUCUUCCAUCUAAGCCAUGAUACAAACACAACCUCCCAUUCUCUUUCACUAUCAUCACAAAGGGCCCAUAAACCCCAGUCAAUAUGUUUGGUUGCUCCACUUAUAUCCAAGCUCCCUAAGGCUGUCCAAGGUCGGGUGCUAAAAGUUGCAGGUCAAGUAUUGGAGUCGGUGAAUUUUGGAGCUUAUUCAGGCAAUUCAAAGCCAAGUGACAGUGAGGGAGCCUCAACAGAAGGAGCUGUUUCAAGCCCUCCUCCAAGUCAUAGUCAACCAAGUAGUGUUAGCAGUAAUGGCAUGGAAAAUCCAUCACCUUCUUGGUCUUUAGGCCACUGGCCUCUUGCGUCCCAUCGACCAUUUCUGCAGCUUGUCUUGAUGUGUUUGGAUGGACAAGAUGAUCAGUUAUCUGAACUUUUAGAAUCUCUCAAGACACAGCUAACUCAAUCUUUGUUUUCACCCAAAGAGGAAAAACCAGGAGCUUUAACAGUAACAUUUCCUGAAGAUGGUCGUAGCCGUCAGUUAAUGUUGGAGGCUCUGAGUCUUCGGUUUGCACUUGUGGGAGGACUCUUUGAUGUAAUAACAUCUUCGUAUUCCAACUCCAUCAUUACUGAGUGGGCACUGCUACUUGUUAAUCUCAUAAUCUUUGGGGUCAUUGAUUUAUCAAAUAACAGUGAACUGUUUAACACUGUCCUUGACAUGCUUGCCACUCUUAUCCAUUCAACUUUGAUGUCAGAUGGGGCAUCUGAAUCAAGAGAGGAAAACAGGCGACAUUAUUAUAACCUAGUUAAAAAGAUAAAGAAGGAAAUUGGUGAGCGAAACAAUGUCUCGCUUCGUCUGGUAAGACAGCUUAUACCCCUUCCAAAGCUUCAGGCAGAAAUUAUUACUCUUGAACCUUGGGGCUCUGUUACAGAUACAAAAGGCAACCGAUUACAAGAGUUUGAUAAAGACAAAAAGCAUGGUUUCCAAGCAGCUGAAAAGCAGAAACUGAGUCCUUGGGACAUACUAGAUGGGCACCGUAAUCCUGCUCCUUUAUCUUGGGCUUGGUUUGGUGCUACACGUUUAGAAAGAAAGCCACUCAAGUAUGAAGAGGCUCACAGAUUAUUAAGGUUCCAUACCCAUUCAAUGAACAAACCGCUGUCCUACUAUCUGGAACCACCGCCUCUUCCCCCAGAAGACUUGGAACCUGUCCCAGAUAAACAGCAGGUCAAAGAGGAGGUUAAAGCUCCUGAUACUCCUACAUCUGAUCAGUCUCCUCGUGCUGCUGCAAAACGGGGAUGUAAAUCACAGCGCAGUAGACGUCGCCCUGUCCGUCAGCAACAAGCUGUAACAAGUUUGGCCAGUCCAACUAUGCCUAAUAUGAACUACCCAAGUGGACCUGGAUUCACUGGACCUAAUCCAGCACAAUGGGGAACAGGGUUUAGUCAGCAGCAGCCACCACAGCAGCAGCAAGGUUAUUAUUCCCAGCAACCAUUACCUCCAGCUGGUGGUGCAAGGUUUCAGCCUACAAUAUCCCACAGCAGGGUUGCUAUUCGUCAGAUGUUAGGACAGCGUCACCCAGGUGGGCCUGCUAUGAUAACAGGACAGCCAACUAACCAAGGAUUCUCUAACAUGGCAGGAGGCACAAUGAGUAGUAUGCCACGUCAGACAAUGAUCAGGUCUGGUUUGCGACCAACUUUACCUCAACAAGCACCUAUGUACAGUAACACUGGAACUAUGCAAGCUGGCAUGCCCCAAGGAAUGCCAGGCCAGGGUCAGAUGUACUCAGCUAUGGGGACAGCUGGUCCUAGUGGCCCUCCUCCUGGAGGACCUCAGGGUCCUGGUCAGGGUGGUAUGGCCCAAUAUGGUUCAUAUCAGCAAGGGCCUAUGACUAGUGGUCAGAUGAUGAAUCAGGGUCCAGGUCCUGGUGGAGCUACAGUUCCAGGAGGUCCUGGAGGGCCUGGUAUGAUGGGACAAGGCUACCAAGGUGGUUAUCAGGGUAAUCCAGCCAUGAUGGGAAUGAGACAGCAACAGCCAACAGGUUACAUAGGUCAGAGCAUGGCGCAGUCCCAGUUGGUUCAACGGCCACAGUAUAUACAGGGACCAAGUGCCAAUGGAACCAUGGGUAUGAUGGCUGGGAAUCAAGGCUAUUCACGUGCUGGUAUGCAGCCCAUGGGCCCAGGUCAGCAAGGCAUGAAUCCUGGCCAAACAAUGGGUAAUCAGCAGGCCAUGGGAGGUGGUCAGACUAUGGGAACGAGGCAACAGAGUAUGGGCCCUGGUACUAAUAGUAUGAUGAGGCAACGUAUGAUGAUGGCAGGGGGACCUACCAAUGCCACACAAACAGGUCCUGGUGGACCUGGUCAGGGAGGAGGCCUUAUGUCUCAGUUAUCUUUAAACAGUGUUCAACAGCAGCAACAACAACAACAGCAGCAGCAGCAGCAGCAACAACAACAGCAGCAACAACAGCAGCAGCAGCAACAGCAGCAGCAACAACAACAGAUGAUGCAUGCAAAUUCUCAAGGAAUGGGUUAUCCACAGCCACCACCUUAUUAGACAAUAGUAAAAAAAAAAUUAACUUAUAAAGGGCCUAAGUCUGUUAUCAAGGAACUCAAUUUGCAAGCAGCAACUUUAUUUUUAUAAAUGAAUAGUACAAUGAUAGUGAUUCAGUGUAGAGAUUAAGAUAAAAUAUAAACUAGAGUCUUGGGUAUGAUAAAGUUCACUCUUAAGAGAUAAUUUAGUUAAAACCUUAAAUUUAAGGUGUGGAUUAUCAGAGAAAAAAGAAAUUGUAUUUGAAUGAUUUAAGGUCAUAUUACUUCAUUUUUUCAUGAAUAACAUAGCAGCCAGAUAUAGGGUAUUUUUGUUUACAUGAAUUUUGUGUUUGUGUGGGGAUUUUUAUGGUCUAGUAUAUAACCGAGAUGUACUGUUAUUUGUUGCUAGUGACCAAAUCAAAUUUCAGUGCCUAGAGAAUGUCAUUCCAUAUUUCAUUAUAGAUUUGUAUUUAAUUUCUAUAAAGAUAACAAUGGAAUAUCAGAUAGAAUGUCCCAGUGAAAGUAAGGUCUCUAGUUAAGAAAGCUGAUAAUGGUAGUUCUUGAUAUAAUUUCUCCAGUAAAUAACUGUUGAAAA